Molecule: messenger RNA, 327 nt
Organism: Trypanosoma cruzi
Lineage: Eukaryota; Euglenozoa; Kinetoplastea; Trypanosomatida; Trypanosomatidae
Exons: 1
Coding region: 1-327 (108 amino acids)
Source: RefSeq, a predicted model, not a curated record
AUGGAGAGCAACAGGGGAGACGAGAGGUGCGGCAUACACACACAGAGGGCACACCACACGAGGAGAGGGCAGCAGCCAGGCAUGCACCGUACGCCGCACACCACGCACAACACACACUCCAAUCCACGGCAGCAGGCACACACACACACAGCCCUGCCGCAACACCAACACACAGAUGGAAGAGGGAGAAGCAAACAGGAGCGGCAGACAAGGCUCCACCGCAUGCACAUACGGCGAGAGCGGUCCGUCGUGUCGGCACCCCUCACGAAGGGUACGCACACACAAAAGAGAAGGUGCAGCACACACAUCAACACAAAGGCAAACUAG